CUGUAGAAAAUACCAGUUAUCCAAGUGGUGAUUACAGUUCCACACUGGUUUAACUGCCAUGAAUCGAAGGAGAACUAAUAGUAGAGGGACCACUCCUACCACGAAGAUAAGUCAUCAACCUCCGAGGCUUCUCAUUGUGCAUAUUGCUGUGCCUUCCUGGGCCGACAUCUGCCCCAACCUCUGUGAGGCCCUACAGAACUUUUUCUCUAUAGCCUGCAGUUUGAUGGGCCCCAGCCGCAUGUCUCUGUUCAGCUUAUACACAGUACAAAACCAACAUGAGUGUAUCCUCCCAUUUGUGCAAGUGAGAGGGAACUUCGUUAGGCUGCAGGCUUGCAUCUCAGAGCUGCGCACGCUACAGGUAGAAGGUUGUUAUAGACCACAUCAUACCUUACUGCCGUUGGCUGUAGAGGAUGGGCUCCAACAGUUCAAGCAAUUCAGCAGAUACAUGACCACAAGUUCUGCUCAGCCCUGUAAUUCCCUGGAGAUUACUGUCCUGACUUCUCAGCCUGGAAAAGAAGUGAUCAGACAACUGGAGGAAGGAUUGAAAGACAUAAGCCUACUUAGUGUCAGAAGGCUGCAGGUGGUUGAGGUCACAAAAGACAUCCAAGAACAUAUAGACUCACCAUCUCCCAUUGAAGAACCCAGCAAUGAUGAGAGUGCAAUCCUAGAUGCCGACAUUGUCCUUCAGACCCUUGACAACGAUGUUGUGAGCAUGGAGGUCUUCUUCAAAGCUUGGCUGCAUAACAGUGAAACCGACCGAGAACACAUCCAUCUUCUUCUUACUCCACAAAGCCUUCCUCCUUCUCCCCGAGCCGGGGAUAAUCCAAUAGUAUGUCUGAAAUGUGACCUCCAAGAGCGAUUUCUCAGCCCAUCCCUGCUUCCCGGUACAGCCGAUGGCAUGCUGAGAGUAGAUGACCCCCAAGGAGACAUCAGCACUCUCUACCAGAUGGCUUCCUUGUCGUCAGACUCUCCAUACAAGCUGCAAGUGAUCAAAGCUCUAAAAUGCAGUCACAUCUGUGAGUCCCUGACCUAUGGACUCCCCUUCAUCCUCAGACCCACGAGCUGCUGGAAGCUGGACUGGGAUGAGCUGGAAACGAAUCAGCAACACUUUCAUGCUCUGUGUCACUGCUUGCUGAAAAGAGAUUGGCUGCUGUUGGCCAGAGGGGAACCCCAGGUCCCCAGAUACAACCAGAAUGUCCCUGCCAGCAGCUUCUAUGUGAUCACACCAUCUCCCUCUCUCACACUGCUGGUGAAGUUGGUGGCCACAAGGGAACUGAUGCUGCCUGGCUUCUUCCCCCUGCUAUCCGAGGACCCACCUGAAGACAGCCUGAAGAUCAUAGAGAGCACACUGGACAGCCUGGAGCUGGGGCCCACCUACAACCCCCUGCAAGUCGGGAGCCACCUGUACUCACAACUGAGUGGCACCCAUGCCAAGCCUCAGGGACGUCUCUACACCAGCUGGGAGAGCCGGGGCCUUAGAAAGGCUGGACAGUCUCAGAGUAACAGAGUUCGAGCCACAGUGGUCCCCCUGCCAAUGGCUCCAGCCCCAGGUAGAGCUCCCAAGACGUCAGCGGCCAGCAAAGCUUCCUCGGGAACCUUCCUGCCCUCUGAUUCAGAGGAAGAGUAUCCUUCUCAGACCUAAGUCCCCAGUGCCAAGACACAGCCAUACCACAUAGAUGGCUACCUGAGAGCAAUCUGCCUGCGCUCAACCUAAGCCUGUGAGCUCAGGCUAAGGGACAGCCUCUCCCUCUGUCCCCAGUACUGCCAUUGCCCAACUCAGGGCUGAAGGCAACACACCCAGGCCUGUCUUUUGUCCAGCAGGGACUCUCUCUCUCUCUUCUGGAUCAUUUGAUAGUGUUGACACAAAUAAUUAAAUGCCCACUAAGCCUACCAUUGUUAGGAGCAUUCCUAGACCAGAAUUCCUUCCUGCAGCUCUGUGUAAGAAGGUGGAUGAGGUCAGGUCACCCUUGGGACACUGCAACUCCAGAAUUAUGAUGAGGUUUUCACAGCUCAAGAAAAAUCAAGGCAUUAGAGCCUGAACUCUGAUCCAGAAGAGUUCCCUUCCCAGACCACUCACAGAGAUUCCCUUCAGCUUCAGACACUCGGUGCCUGUGAGCACCUGUGUGUGUGGUGUGUGUGUGUGUGUGUGUUUGUUGAUGGGGCAGGGUGCUGUUGUGUUGCCCAACAGAACGGAGUGGAAGUCUACUCCCUACCUCACCUCCUCUCCCCACACCUGCCUACCUUCCUGUCAGCUGCCUUGAAAUACAGGAAAGUAGCUGCCAUUAUAAAGUACCUUCCCUAUGCUUUAGCUGACACUAAGUGCUUGGGAAAUGUGUCCAUUUCAAUGCAAGCAACCUUUUGGAGCUGAGCCAGAUUCUCACCCUUGGUGGAAGAACAGCGGAGGAAAGUUAAGGACUGCGGGUGGCAGACAGCUGACCCAGGGUCACAGAGCUGGAGCCCUGCCCAGGUGAACCUGUGACCACCCAGGCUCUGCGCCACCACACUGCAGACUUUCCUCCCUGGGGUCCUUUCCUCCUUCCCUGGUCCCCAACAGAUCUCUGGUUCUUCUCUUGACCCCCCCCAAGCCCUCCCUGAACAUGCCACCACUGUGUUUAUUCAUACACAAAGACUUUUUCAACCCAAA
This is a messenger RNA of Mesocricetus auratus (golden hamster), 2644 nucleotides long. It is a transcript of the gene M1ap, whose product is annotated as meiosis 1 associated protein. Bases 59 to 1642 code for a protein of 527 amino acids. Lineage: Eukaryota; Metazoa; Chordata; Mammalia; Rodentia; Cricetidae. Gene Ontology annotation, biological process: meiosis I; male meiosis chromosome separation; spermatogenesis. The record is from RefSeq and is a predicted model, not a curated record. The transcript has 9 exons.